AAAUAAUAGAGCUUGUCCCACUGGCCACUGGGGGCCCUUCAACAUCAUCUUUCUAAUUCUCUCCUUUAUCCAUUGGAUCUCAACAAUCAAAUCUUCACUCCCCUUCUUCUACUCUAAUCUAGGGCUGAUUUCCAACCUCCCUCCCUCCCUCUCGUAAUGCUGACCUCGCCGCGUCUCCUUCCCUUCUUCCUCCUCCUCUGCGCCGCCGUCUCCCUCUUCCCCGUUUCCGCCACUGACCAUAUCGUCGGCGCCAACCGCGGCUGGAACCCCGGCAUCAACUACACUCUCUGGGCUAAUAACCACACCUUCUACGUUGGCGACCUCAUCUCAUUUAGGUAUCAGAAGAACCAAUACAAUGUGUUUGAGGUGAACCAAACAGGAUACGACAACUGCACAAUAGAGGGGGCGUCUGGAAAUUGGAGCAGUGGCAAGGACUUCAUCCCUCUCGACAAGGCCCAAAGGUACUACUUCAUUUGUGGCAAUGGACAGUGUUUUAAUGGCAUGAAGGUGACCAUUCUUGUUCAUCCUCUUCCUCCUCCUCCAUCUUCUCCGCUUGCCAUGGAGCAUAACUCGCCCUCCUCCGCCACACCCUGGGUGGGUUCUAGACAAUGGGGGUUUCGUGCUUUGCUCAUCUCUCUGGCUAUGAUUUUGCUUGGAUCUCACUGGAUUUAGUUGAUCCAUGGGUGGGCUGCGGUGGGCGAUGCAGAGGUCUUGUUGGUAAUUAAACUAGUAUUAGUGUUGGAUUUGUUGUUUUCCUUUUUGAGAUUUCCAGAUUUGGCAACAGUUUGGCUGGAAAAAUUGGGAAUGUGAGGGAACAUUGUUUGAUUGUUUGAUAAUUUGUGGGGUGGUUUUGAUUGUUUGGUUUGUUGUAAUUUGUAAUGACAUUAUGACAAUCAUAUCCGGGUUUAAAUUCCUCAGUUGGCUCCAAAA
This is a messenger RNA of Cucumis sativus (cucumber), 930 nucleotides long. RefSeq names its product mavicyanin. The record is from RefSeq and is a predicted model, not a curated record. Bases 157 to 672 code for a protein of 171 amino acids. Gene Ontology annotation, molecular function: electron transfer activity. Gene Ontology annotation, cellular component: plasma membrane. The transcript is spliced from 2 exons. NCBI's taxonomy places the organism in Eukaryota, Viridiplantae, Streptophyta, Magnoliopsida, Cucurbitales, Cucurbitaceae.